AUGGUCGCCACACGGAAUGUCUAUGUCUUCUACGGCAGGGCAUUUUCUGUGGUAUUGUUCGCAUCAGCGGUGCUUGCUCCUCAACUCUGGCAACCAUUCAUGACGGUGACGUGGGCAUAUCUUCGCAGCUGGAGCGUCUACAAAUGGUCCACCUUCGAGACACUCUGGACCGUGUUCUGCUAUGCCGCAAUUGAGCCAUAUCUUACCGUCGUCUUCUUCAAGCAUCCAGAAUGGCGAAUCGCACACGAAAAGCAAACGGCGAAGACUCCGCCCAAGCCCAAAGGGAUGAGAAGACCUGCCAGACGUGGAUUGGAGGCCCUCACAUAUGUCGCGCCGCUUCUCAUGCUGGACUUGUUGAUGAUCAAGAAGUUCGCCAACGUUUCGCUCGAGGAUAUGCUGCAGUCUGGGAAUUAUGAUCCUUCCCUGGCGAGCGCUGGAGGACACAAAGCGACUUUCCUGGUUCCGAGUCUGCACAACUUUUCGCUGGCCUCGCCGUUGCAGACGACCCGGGCACUGCCAGUCGAGCCUCCUUCCAGCCGGCGUCUGGCUCUCGAGCUGGUCACGAGUCUCGUCAUCUACGACGCUCUCUUCUUCGCCUUCCACCUGGCGAUGCAUCUCCUGCCUGGGCUGCGGGCAUGGCAUCGCCCACAUCAUUCGCAUGGCGAAAUCCAUCCCCAGGUGACAAAUCAGCUGCACAUCUUCGAGCGGCUCGGCCUCGUGCUGCUGGCGAAUUUCAGUCUCAACAUCAUCGGCAGCCACGUCCUCACCCGAACAAUCUUCGUGCCCAUCUUCGUCCAUCUACUGGUCGAGAUACAUUCCGGACUUGAUCUGCCUUGGGGAUACGAGAAGAUGUUGCCGGCCGGGUGGGGCGGAGGAGCGAGGAAGCAUGCAAAGCACCAUCGAGACGGCGAAGGAGGAUUUGAGCCGUACUUCAACUGGUGUGAUGGAAUUUGGCAGGGCCUCAUCAGUCGCGUCUAG
Lecanosticta acicola is the source of this 978-nucleotide messenger RNA. The record is from the annotation of a GenBank genome assembly. NCBI's taxonomy places the organism in Eukaryota, Fungi, Ascomycota, Dothideomycetes, Mycosphaerellales, Mycosphaerellaceae.